This is a messenger RNA of Labrus mixtus (cuckoo wrasse), 4111 nucleotides long. RefSeq names its product bone morphogenetic protein 10 (gene bmp10). Gene Ontology annotation, molecular function: growth factor activity; cytokine activity. NCBI's taxonomy places the organism in Eukaryota, Metazoa, Chordata, Actinopteri, Labriformes, Labridae. Gene Ontology annotation, biological process: SMAD protein signal transduction; BMP signaling pathway. The coding region runs from base 425 to 1912 and encodes 495 amino acids. The transcript is spliced from 2 exons. The record is from RefSeq and is a predicted model, not a curated record. Gene Ontology annotation, cellular component: extracellular region.
AUAAGCACUGAGCAAUGCAGAGCACACCAUAUCAUAGAUAAGGGACUGAAAGAAGAGAGCAGAGCACAGAGGGAGACCCACAGAGAUGACUCGGAUGGACAAAGACAAGCCUCGGCCACCCUGUCACCGGAACUGCAGCCGUAUCACACAGGACAUCAAAAGGUGUGCAUGAGGAUAAAUGCUGUGAGAUCUGGAAGAGAGCAACAGGAUUACAGGCUCCAGGAGAGCGCUCACAUCUGACCGGUGAAGGGUCAACGACACUAUUGUCUCCUUAAAGGAACUUUCUUACCCUGCAGACAAACUUACAACUUGUUAUUGACCUUUGGAUUUAGAGAUCACAAUCAUUUUGUCUGCUGUGCUGGUUCAACCACAUAAUCUCCGAGGGACACAAAAUAGAAAAGCUGCAGAUCGUUUUUUUUUUCUCAUGGCGAGCAUUUGUGUCUCUCAACUGGGAACCAUCUGCAGCUCCAAGACUUUGCUCCUGCUGUUCUCCACACUGCUGCUCCACGGGCCUCUCUGCGGACAAAGCAACCCGAUUUCCAACACCCACCAGAGGCAUCGCUCGGCUCCGGGGCUCGGAGACGGGCAUGGGGGGGUCGUGGAUCCGUCGCUGCUGGAGCAGGACAGCAGCAUGGACAUGCAGAGCCUGCUGGAGAGCCUGAAGGAUCAGUUUCUGAGGACGUUCAACCUGUCCGGUGUAGGUCCCCCUCCCAUGCCACCUGGAAGCACCCGAGAGGAUCCGCCGGAGUACAUGAUGGAGCUCUAUAACCGUUUUGCUAACGACCGCACUGCAAUGCCCACUGCCAACAUCAUCCGCAGUUUCAAGAACGAAGAUUCAUCUGCGAGCACUGUGGGUGUUGGAGGCGUCCGCUGUCACCCGCUCCUCUUCAACGUGUCAGUCUCCCAUCAUGAACGCAUCACAGCGGCUGAGCUGCGCCUCUACACUCUCGUCCAGACCGACCGCCAUCUCUACGCGGGGGUCGACCGCAAGGUGACUAUUUAUGAACUGGCGUCCCACGACAGAGACGACAACGUCACUGAUGAGAACCCUCUGAGGGGGGACGCUUUCAGAGGGGACGGGGACAGGAUCGAGUCGGCAGAGCUGGCUUCACGGCAGGUCUUUGGCACAGAUAACGGCUGGGAGGCAUUCGACAUCACUGCUGCUGUUCAGCACUGGCACAAAUCUGACCGUGGUGGAACCACGCACCGGUUGGAAGUGCAAAUUGCUAGCAUGGCCGCGGAUGACAAGGAAGGUCUGACGGAAAACAACGCAGAAAAGAAUCCGCCUGAAGGAGACAUGAAGAUCGACACCAGCCCAGGUGAAAAGCACAAACCUCUUCUGAUUGUUUUCUCCGACGACCAGAGCAGCGAUCACCGCGACGACAAACGAGAACUGAACGAGAUGAUCGACCACGAGACCUCUAACAUGGUUCUGGAGAACGACUUGGGGAUGGGCCUGAACGAGCUGUGGGGAGAGCUGGGGCGGGACAACGGCGAAGACGAAGAAGCCGAGCCCGACGAAGAAGACCUCAUCCAAAUGCGCUCCAAUCUCAUCUACGACACGGCGUCCCGCAUCCGUCGGAACGCAAAGGGGAACCACUGCAAGAAGCAAUCUCUGUACGUCGAGUUCAAGGACAUCGGGUGGGACAGCUGGAUCUUGGCGCCCACCGGUUACGACGCCUUCGAGUGCAGCGGCGUCUGUUCCUUCCCGCUCACCAAGCACGUCACGCCCACCAAGCACGCCAUUGUCCAGACGCUGGUUAAUAUCAACAGUCCUCAGAAGGCGGCGCGGGCGUGUUGCGUUCCCACAAAGCUGGACCCCAUUUCCAUGCUGUACCUGGACGACACAGGUGUGGUCACCUACAAGUACAAGUUUGAAGGCAUGGUGGUGGCGGAGUGUGGCUGCAGAUAGUCAAUGCUUUCCGGAAGUGCAACUCUUUAAGUCUUACGUUAAGAGGAAAGAAAACUGAACUUACAAAGACCUGGAAAGAGGAAAUAAGCCAAAAACUGUUUUCAGGGUUUUAACAACAAAGGAAUACUUGUAAGGGUUCCUCCGCCAGAUUGGAAGUACGCAUGAACUGCACAUGAAAGUAUGAGCCACCAAAUGAGAGUAGACAACUACAUGAUUCAACCGCAGAAGAGGAACAAGUACUGCUUCUCUCGAGGCCACAAAUAUCAGCCACCAUCAUUCUGGCAGUGGAGAGACUAGAGGUAGCGAGGUAUGUCCUCAUACCUUCAAGGAUAAUAAAGCACAAGAGUUCCCAAAGGACCUAACCACCACUCACAUCCUACAGCAUGUGCGGCCUGGUGGGAACCAGCGGGCGAGUUGUCCCCCUCCCUCUCCUUCCCCCCCCCGACAUCUGUCUUCCUCCCACUUAUCUCUGGCCUCCUCCACUUGAUGCAAACAUUAAUCAGCACUUCAUGCGUCCUGGUGCAGUGACAUGACCUCUCUGAGGCGACCUGACAAGACACAAACUCUCCUGCAGCCUCCUGAUACGUAGGCGCUGUUUUCAUGGGUCCUGGUGGCAGGGUUAUCUAUCCAAACUCUGUUUCCCACUUCACAUGCCUCUUUUCCACUCCCCCUCCCCCCGGGCUACAGUGAUAGCAAGGUGUGGGGGGUUGAGAAACAUGUAUGCCACCACCCAGGCUCAGCGAACUGGAUGCUCUUCUUGGCAACUUGUGGGGUGAUGCAAUGGGUGAGUUGGACAGGACAAGGGGUGCAGGAGUCCUCCAGGUAACAUGAACACUGAAAUAACACCCUAACCCUAACAUAUCUACAACUCCUCCAUUCAGUCAUCCGUGCUUCAUGCUAAAGAUUUCCUUUUUGGACAAUUCAUAUCUGAAGAGCACUAAGUGGGACUCCUUUGUUGAUACACAGGGAAAUACAGAUACAGUUACUUUUGUUAAAAGUCUAGUGAUACCUCUGCUGCUUGUGUCGAAUAAAAGACUAUUUAUUGUUCUAAUUUAUUAUUUUUUACAACAGAUAACUAUGUAUGUAAAUGUGCAAGUUACUCAGUGUGGAGCGGGUUUUGAGCAAAUGUAUUUUGUUGGGAAGAGAAAUGGUCAUUUUCAAAUCAAUACAAACAAUUAAUUAAUCUUAAAGAGGACAUAUUAUCCCCCUUCUCCAGCUUUUCAAACAGUCCCCUGUGGUCUAAAUGAAACAUCUGUGCUGUGCUUUGGUCAAAAUAUAACAUGAAUCAAGCACCAGAGGAGGUUUGUGACCCUGUAUAAACCAGCUCUCUCAGAACGCUCCGUUUUGGUGUGUGUGUCUCUUUAAAUGUAAUGAGCCCCCCCCUGAGUUUUCCCCGUAGACAUCACUCCUCUGUAGAGAGAAUAAAAAUGGCAGAUUUUUUUUUUUCUUACCAGAAUCCCACUGUGACAUCACAAGGAGAGCACAUUUGAAACAGAGCAUUUUUCUCUGUGUUGUAAGACUUAUGCAGACCACAAACAAAGGACUGGAUGGAUUUAUUUCACAUGUUGUGGGUCAGUAGACACUCAGGUUACACAAAUAUAUGUUCUACAACACUGUACAAGUGGAUUCUUCAGAAUAUGUCCCCUUUAAGUUGAAAAAUCCACAUGGUUGCAUCCAAAAACCCCUCCUUGUUGUUUAAGAAAGUGAACUCCAUGUGUCAGUUAAACUCUCAUUUUGUGGCCGGAUGAACAUUGAGAGCUUUACUCCAUGUGUUGUGUUUUCUCAAUUAAUAAUAAUUAUCACCCAAUGCAUCUUUGUCUGCCAACUUUCCAUUCGAUGACUGGAGGAAGAAACUUCCUGACAAGGCAUCGUUGGUGUUCAGAUACUUUAGUAUCAGCUCACAGGUCAUAGGUCAUUCAUGACAACACAAACAAAGACCCAUGGGAAACUGAGAGGAAGGCCUACUAAUGAACAAAAUGGAUGGCCUGCUGCGCAUACUGACAGCUAGCAGAUGCAGACAGCUGUGAUUGAAAACCUGUUCAUGAAGAGAAAAUGUGAACGAAAACCAAACAAAGAUUUAGACUCCAUUAUCUCUGCCUAUUCUCACAGAUGUACCAUGAAUAUUGUGGAUACUGUUGUUGUUGUUCUUUUUCCUGUACCAACGCACACUAAAGGUGUAAAUAAAGGAUUCAGAUCGGA